AUGUACGCAUGUGUAUAUGUAUGUGUAUGGGUAUCCGUAUGUGCGUGUAUGGGGCUGAUGUGUCGAGGUGUACGUACGGUACAACGCAAUGUACCUUGGAUCGAAAUAGUAUGGGGGAAGGAAACCCACGAGAAUGGAGUCGCAAUAUUGGCCCGACGCGGACCGGCCAACUCAGAUAUGAUGAUGACAGCAGGGCAAGGCAAGGCAAGGGUUAAGUGA
Molecule: messenger RNA, 219 nt
Organism: Colletotrichum abscissum
Lineage: Eukaryota; Fungi; Ascomycota; Sordariomycetes; Glomerellales; Glomerellaceae
Exons: 1
Coding region: 1-219 (72 amino acids)
Source: RefSeq, a predicted model, not a curated record